CAGCUCUUCUUUGGCACUCCACACUUCGGCUCCGACAAGAGCCAGUGGCUCUCCAUCGCCGAGGCGCUGGGACAGGUGUCGGCCAAAGCCAAGGGCAGGCCGUCGACUCUCGUCGAGGCCAUGACGCAGAACGCCCGGGGCCUUACCGACAUCAGCGAGGACUUUGUGCAGAUCGCGCCAAAGUACACCAUCAAGACGGGGUACGAGACGAAGCCGCUGGAAAGCACAGGCCAGCUGGUUGUGCCCGUGAUGAGCACGCGCAUGUUUGGCCACCAACAGGACGAGGUGGGCCUCGACGCGGACCAUCUCUCCAUGUGUCAAUUCAGUGAUGAAGGCGAUACGGAGUUCGAGAUGGUUUGGAAGUUAAUCCGGCAGGCCACCGAGCCUGAGGUGAGGCGUCCCGUCCCCGCGACAGUCUCGCGCUGGGAUCCCGAGGCCGAGGUUCCAGGGCAGCAGGGUCAAGAGAACCAGAUUUUGAGGAUUGGCGACAUCCUGGGCCGGCCUAUCUAUACCAACGCGCCUACUCACCAGCAGCCCGCGGACCUUGUCGCAACCACCCGGAAUGACACAAAGGGGUUGCUCCCCAUUAUGUCGAGCCACGAACAGCCUCUUCUCCCGCCCCCUGAAUGCUACGGUCUCGCUACCGAAGCCGAAGCGGUGGAAGUGCCGUUGGCUGUCCCUGCUGCCCACGCCUCACAGUCACUGCAUAAGGACAUGCCAGCUCGUGUGGUUACUGUUGACCGCGAAUCGGAGAGCGCGACCAAGAAGCCGCGUUGGCUCUCUCGGAUGGUGGGAGGGAUGCGGAACAGGGGAGUACAGUGGCGUUGA
This is a messenger RNA of Chaetomium fimeti, 828 nucleotides long. RefSeq lists its product as uncharacterized. The transcript has a single exon. The annotation marks the transcript as partial. Lineage: Eukaryota; Fungi; Ascomycota; Sordariomycetes; Sordariales; Chaetomiaceae. The record is from RefSeq and is a predicted model, not a curated record.